Messenger RNA from Bufo gargarizans (Asiatic toad), 699 nucleotides. RefSeq names its product NADH:ubiquinone oxidoreductase subunit B5 (gene NDUFB5). The record is from RefSeq and is a predicted model, not a curated record. The coding region runs from base 38 to 601 and encodes 187 amino acids. Lineage: Eukaryota; Metazoa; Chordata; Amphibia; Anura; Bufonidae. The transcript has 6 exons.
CGCUGCCCACAACCCCCCGCGCCUGCCCUCAGUAAAGAUGGCGGGCAUGAGCCUCCUCUGGUCGGCGGCGGCCUCUCUUGUCAGCCGUCUGCAGCCGGUACAGCGCGGUGUGCUGGGGAGAAGAGCGCUGCUGGGGAGCGCACCGCCGCCCGCUGCGGUUCCCGUACGGUUUGAAAGCCAUGGAAAGAAGUUGUUUGUAGUCGCACCAUCUACAUAUUAUGACAAAAGAUUUCUCCACUUGCUGAAAUUCUACACGUUACUGGCAGCCGUGCCCGCUGGUAUAGCCAUUACACUCAUCAACAUCUUCAUUGGACCGGCAGAAUUAGUUGAAGUUCCAGAGGGUUAUGUUCCCGAUUAUUGGGAGUACUACCAGCAUCCGAUUACCCGUUUUCUUGCCCGCAAUAUAUAUCAUGAUUAUCAGCAAUCAUAUGAACAGGAAAUGGCUGUAAUUCAUGUUGAGAAUGAGAAACGGUUGCUCAGACUCUAUGAACUUGCAGCGCGCCGCUCAAUGAGACAGAAUGGAGAUGGUCCAUGGUAUCAGUUUGAGACUUUGGAUAAGAACCUCAUUGAUAAUUCACCUAAGUCACUCCCUGAUGAGUAGUGCCCCUGACUGCUCUGUAUUGUUGUAAAGCUUAAUUUCACAUGUGUCCACUUAUUCUGGUGACUGAUUCAAAUAAACUUUGUACCAGUGUAGUGUUA